Mytilus trossulus (common blue mussel) is the source of this 488-nucleotide messenger RNA. RefSeq lists its product as uncharacterized. The record is from RefSeq and is a predicted model, not a curated record. NCBI's taxonomy places the organism in Eukaryota, Metazoa, Mollusca, Bivalvia, Mytilida, Mytilidae. The coding region runs from base 105 to 389 and encodes 94 amino acids. The transcript is spliced from 4 exons.
AUUUGAUUCAUGAUCAACAUAUGUUUAUGAAACUGUUACAUUCUAACUAAUCAAUACAAUUAACUGGAUAAUAGCUUUACUUCAGAACCGUCGUUAGAUCUAAUAUGAAGACUGCAAGUAUUCUGGUUAUUGCCUUGUAUGUUCUUUUUGCAGUCCAAGAAGCAGAUGCAAGCUGUAGAACCCGUUGUAGAUUGAAAUGUGUUGGAAGAGGAUGCGGUGCUUACUUUGCUGCUGAACGUGGACCUUUCUGCUUAUGUAAAUGCUAUCGUUGUGCCAAUGAAUCUGUAACAAAGAUAGACAUAAAACAAAUAGAAGAACAAUCUUCCAUGCCUCAUCAACAAAUAGAUAACUUAGCAGAAGAACAGGCACAAUUCAUCCAACAAUUAUAACACAGAGAUUAGCUGAAGAGAAGAACUUUGUUUUCUAUAACUAAAAUUGUUACUGUUGAACUUUUGAAUGAAAUCACUUUUAAGUAAAUGUAUCUCGUA